Messenger RNA from Peronospora matthiolae, 291 nucleotides. Lineage: Eukaryota; Oomycota; Peronosporomycetes; Peronosporales; Peronosporaceae. The record is from the annotation of a GenBank genome assembly.
AUGGGCGUCCAUGCUGUUAGCGUCAUGCUAGAGGCUCUCAAUAGAGAUGCCCAACGUGCUACUAUCGCCAAGUUCAUUCAAAAUGAACUUGACGCUGAACGCGAGAAAGUAGCCUUGCUUCACCAACAAGGUUCUCAACAAGCAGAGUUGUUAAGAGAACAGGGUGCUCAACAGUUUGAACUGUUGAGACAUCAGCAGGCUGCUGCUGGUGGGUCGAUGCACUCGCGUCGACCCGAGACUUUGAAGAUUGACAUCUCCAAGUAUAAGGAGUCGAAGAGGACUCCCUCUUGA